UCCUAGCUGUAAUGUAAAGUGUACUGGAAUACGCAUAAUGUUACAUAAGUGGCUUUCUUUGCAGUUCAAAUGUGUAUUUCUGUUACUUCUGAAAUUCGCAUGCAGAAAUAAGUGAAUUGUUAUAAAAUUACGUGUUCCUUACUAUGUGAACUGUUGAAACACGUGGUUUUUCUUCUGGGGUAAGCCUAACUGUUGUGUUUAUGGAAGAUUGCUUCUUCGCAUCCUCAUAAUUGCUGCUAAACGAAGAAGCGUCGCCAUAGUAAAUAUUCUUUUUCAUUCAGCAUUUGGCAUCGAAUGAGCUGACAUUGUGAGGUUACUACAUAAGAACAACAUUGUCUUUUGGAAUUUCAUUCAUGAUGGUGCACAAACUGUUGGAUGAGUUUUGUGGAACACCUUUUUGGGAUUCAGAGUUAACUUGGAAUUCUACAAACCCAGAUAUAACACCAUGUUUUCAAGCAACAGUGCUUACUUGGGUACCUUGUGCCUUUUUGUGGCUUUUUGCACCACUUGAAUGCUAUUUUCAGAAAAAAUCUCAAUCAAAACCAUUACCAUGGACUGCAUUAAAUAUAACCCGAAUAAUGGUAGCAUUAGCAUUAUCUGUUCUUUGGGCAACCAACAUUUUGGAUUUGCUAUUCAAUUACAGAGCUAAGGAUAUGUUUACAGCUCUCAUUAUUGCAGCUUCUUUGAAAGCUCUGACAUUUGUGUUUGCUGUGAUUCUUAUGUUGUUCAAUAAAAAACGUGGUAGACAUACAUCUGGCAUUUUAUUCAUCUUUUGGGUUUCCUUAACAAUUUGUGAAAUUUUUUCAUAUAGAUCUGCUUUCUUACAGAUACGAAAUGAGGUGCAAGCCCCAAAUGAGAUUUCUUUUGUUAUACAAAUGGUUUACUUUCCUCUUCUCAUAGCAGAAUUGUUACUAUCCUGCAUAGCUGACAUCAGGUACAGGCAUAUACCUGCAGCAGCUAAAAAGGAUUCUAAGAAAGAGUGUCCUGAACUUUCAGCAUCUUUCUUAUCAACCCUCCUGUUCUGGUGGUUUAAUGAUAUGAGUAUUUUGGGAUGGAAAAGACCAUUAACCUUCAAAGACUUGUGGGAUUUGAAUCCAAGUAACCGCACCGAUCAUGUAUCGGAGCUAUUUGAAAAGCAUUACCGUCAUACACAAUGGAUGCCAUCUGUCUCUUCACCUCGCUUGAAUAGAGAUGGCAGUAUACCAUUUGCGCAAGAUUCGAAUGAGAAAAUGAAAGUAGAGGAAGAAGCUGAAUUCAUUGUACGAAAUGGAUAUGUAGACCAAUCAAAGAAAAAAAUCAGUAUAACCAGGGCUCUUUGCAAAACAUUUUGGGCAUAUUUUUUAGCUGGAAGUAUAUAUAAACUUUUUUAUGAUGGAUUGCAGUUUGUAAGUCCCAUUUUAUUGAAAUUAUUGAUUGCCUAUGUAACUUCAUCAGAUCCUCUCUGGAUUGGAAUUUUAUAUGCUGUUUGUAUGUUCUUAACUGGAACAUUGCAGUCUCUUCUUUUAGGCAAUUAUUUUCAUCGUAUGUUCAUCUUGGGUAUGAGAAUUCGGACUGCACUUGUUGCAGCAAUUUAUAAAAAAUCACUAAUUUUAUCUUCAUCUGCAAAAAAAGAAUCAACUAUUGGUGAAAUAGUGAAUUUGAUGUCAGUAGAUUCACAACGCUUCAUGGAUCUCAUGCCAUAUCUAAAUAUGGUAUGGUCUGCUCCAUUACAAAUUAUAGUCUCUCUUGCUUUGUUAUGGAAUGUUUUGGGACCUUCUGCUUUAGCUGGACUCCUUGUGAUGGUUGUUUUAAUGCCAUUGAAUGCAUUUAUUGCAUCUGAAGUUAAGAAGAAACAGGUCAAGCAAAUGAAGUUUAAAGAUGAAAGAGUAAAACUUGUGAAUGAAGUUCUUUCAGGUAUUAAAGUGCUGAAAUUAUAUGCCUGGGAAGAAGCAUUUAGGAAGAAAGUUAAUGUAUUUAGAGAACGUGAAUUGAGGCAUUUGCGAAAGAUAGCAUAUCUGAAUGCCGUUAGUGCCAUGACAUGGAACUGUUCACCAUUUCUGGUUGCCUUGGCUUCUUUUGCAUGUUACGUUCUCGUGGAUGAAAAUAAUGUGCUUGAUGCAUCAACAGCAUUUGUGUCGUUAUCUUUGUUUAACAUUCUGCGAUUUCCAUUGACUAUGCUUCCUAAUUUGAUAACUUACAUAAUCAUGACAAAUGUUUCUGUGAAGAGAAUUAACAAGUAUAUGAACAGUGAAGAACUUGAAAAAUAUGUUUUGCAUGAUUCAUCUUUAGCUCAUUCCAUUGCAGUUCGUAAUGGAUAUUUUUCAUGGAGCAAACCAAGAAAUGAAGAACAGAAAAAGAACCCUAAACCAACUCUGAAAAAUAUAAAUCUGACUGUUGAAAAAGGUUCUUUGAUUGCAAUAGUAGGCAAAGUUGGAUCAGGAAAGUCUUCUUUGUUAUCUGCAAUUUUGGGAGAUAUGGAGAAAAUCAGUGGAUCUGUUUCAAUAAAUGGCAGAACAGCUUAUGUUUCUCAACAACCUUGGAUUCAAAAUUCUACCUUGCAAAAUAAUAUUUUAUUUUCUAAACCCUUGGAUAAGGAGGAAUAUAAAAAUGUAAUAGAUGCUUGUGGAUUGACACCAGAUUUGUCUAUUUUACCAGGAGGUGACCAAACUGAAAUUGGAGAAAAGGUGAUUACAAUUUUGUCAUGUUUUUCAGAUUAUAAAAUGCAUUUUUGUUUAGAAAUUUGA
Molecule: messenger RNA, 2723 nt
Organism: Stegodyphus dumicola
Lineage: Eukaryota; Metazoa; Arthropoda; Arachnida; Araneae; Eresidae
Product: multidrug resistance-associated protein 1-like
Biological process (GO): transmembrane transport
Cellular component (GO): membrane
Molecular function (GO): ATP binding; ATP hydrolysis activity; ABC-type transporter activity
Source: RefSeq, a predicted model, not a curated record